Messenger RNA from Brassicogethes aeneus, 784 nucleotides. The record is from the annotation of a GenBank genome assembly. NCBI's taxonomy places the organism in Eukaryota, Metazoa, Arthropoda, Insecta, Coleoptera, Nitidulidae.
AUUCAUUGGGCGACCUGAAAUAUUCUUUUAGCAAUUAUUGGUACCAACUCCUUCAGCAGAUGAAGCUCAAUGCGAGCAAACUCCGGAAGGUUUAGCAAAAAUGAUACAUUUGAUGUCUCAAAACGUUGACCCUACUUUAAGCCCCACUGUAAACUUCAACACUCUUUUUGAAACUGGGAAAUGGUAUGAAGCUAUCAAAAUGAGCCCUGUGACACAAGGAUACUUUCAGGAUGUAGUGGUGCCUUUAGAUUCUCCAAAAACAUUACACGAAGAACUUAUAACUAGGGAUGUAAGAAUUGCUACACGACAAAUGAAAAAGGAUUUUAUAGAUAAUGAAGAUAAGGCUCCUAAAAAUAAUAUUUUUAGCGAGGUUAAACCUGACGUCGAAGUAAAUCCAGAAAAAAUAAAAACCACUCUAGAAAUUGAAGGAGACGCACCAUGGGGGGAAGAAGAUUUUGCUCCAGCAGUGAGUGCUGUAGGUGCAGAACCAAUUUGUGUUUUGGAACCAACAAACAUUAACGAGUUAGAAGGUGAUGCUGCCUUGCAAGAUGCUAUGAAAAAAGGCAUUGAAUAUUAUAUUGAAUCCAAAACACCUAUGUAUUCAUCUACGGUGGCUUUGAGAGGAGGCACACCUGGUGGUAGCUUCCCAGGUUAUGUUUAUGCUGUUCCAAAUGUGGACCAGGCAGUAAACUUGGCAAAAUCGCCCAGUGAAGUUUUCCAAAGGGCUUGGCAAAUGUGUCAUCCUAACUGCUUCAAAGGAGACUCCAUUGUAGUUAACAAUUAG